Molecule: messenger RNA, 1624 nt
Organism: Xyrauchen texanus (razorback sucker)
Lineage: Eukaryota; Metazoa; Chordata; Actinopteri; Cypriniformes; Catostomidae
Gene: auh
Product: AU RNA binding protein/enoyl-CoA hydratase
Exons: 10
Coding region: 30-1007 (325 amino acids)
Biological process (GO): fatty acid beta-oxidation
Cellular component (GO): mitochondrion
Molecular function (GO): enoyl-CoA hydratase activity
Source: RefSeq, a predicted model, not a curated record
UGAAAGUCAAAUGCGUCUCACGCAGCAACAUGGCGGCUUUUGCGAGGUGUAGAGUUUUGUUUCAGCUUAUACGACCCCAAACGAGUAUUAUCGACGGCGUGUCCAGAUCGCAAGAUGUUUUGCAUUCAUUAAUAUCAAAGAGGGCGCAUUGCGUGCGUCACGCGACCUUUGUUGGAAUCCGACAGUACAGCUCCGACGUUAAGUCUGGAGAUGACCUAAUCGUUAGAUACUUGGACGGUGAUGACUCAGGAAUUGUUGUUUUCGGGAUCAAUCGUCCGAAGGCAAAAAAUGCCAUCAGCAAAAACCUUGUUAAAAUGAUGUCUGAAGCCAUGGAGUCAAUAAAGAAGAACAACAAAGUGCGUUCCGUCAUCUUAUGCAGUGUGGUGCCUGGAAUAUUCUGUGCAGGUGCAGACCUGAAAGAACGAGCAAAAAUGCACCAAAGUGAAGUAGGACCAUUUGUGACAAAGGCAAGAACACUUAUUACAGAACUAGGUAAUCUGCCCAUGCCAACAAUUGCAGCCAUUGAUGGGGCGGCUCUUGGAGGCGGUCUUGAGAUGGCGCUUGCCUGUGACAUCAGAGUUGCAGCCACCUCUGCUAAGAUGGGACUGGUUGAGACGAAACUAGCCAUUAUUCCUGGUGCAGGGGGAACUCAGCGCCUGCCACGAACUAUCGGAGUGUCUGUCGCAAAAGAGCUGAUAUUUGCGGCACGGGUACUGGAUGGCAUGGAAGCAAAGAGUUUUGGUCUUGUGAAUCAUGCUGUAGAGCAGAAUCAGAGCGGAGAUGCUGCAUACUUACGAGCGCUGGAUCUGGCUCGGGAAUUCAACCCUCAGGGACCGAUUGCAAUCAGAAUGGCAAAGCUGGCAAUCAACCAGGGUAUAGAGGUGGAUUUAACAACAGGAUUAGCUAUCGAAGAGGCAUGUUAUGCACAGGUGAUCCCAACAAAAGACAGACUGGAAGGUUUGGCAGCAUUUAAAGACAAACGGCCUCCUCGCUACAAGGGCGAGUAAUGCUGGCCUAUCGAGUGCAAUUACAAGCUGCUGCCUUCAAAAUUGCCUUUCACUCGUUGAGUCUCAAAGUAUGUCGCAUACCUGAAAUAGUUGGAGUGCUGCCGAGUCCCUGGGUAAUGGUAAAACCUGUAGGGAUUUCAGUUCAAAUUGUGAAUCGCAAGCUUUAAAGUUUUCUUUGUGAAUCAAGUUUUUUUUCACUUGGUAUGUCCAUUUCUUUUUUUAAUGUGUGUGUAAACUUUUACAUUUAUGUUAAAUGUGGUAAGUCUUUGGUUAUUCACACAUUAGAUGAACUAAUGCAAAAUGCACAUCAAACUAAUACUAAAUGACAAAUAAAAGUGUAUGUUGUUAUAUAUGAGCAUGACAAUAUAUCAAGAACAGCGCUUCAAGUAACUUACCUGUCAGCACUGAUAUUGUUCAUCACAGUUAAUUUCACUGCAAAUUAUAUACAGUAUAGUUGUAUAUGUAGUUCAAUCAACAACUAGCUGGUUUUUGCUGUAAGGAUAAUUUCUCAAUCUAAUUCAAUGUGUAUAGAAAUGAGCACUGGCCAGUUUUUAGAAGAAAAAAGUGAACUGCUGAAAUGAAUAUUUGUAACGUAUGCAAUAAAGCCUUAAAGCAUA